AUGCGCGAGAUGUCCUCGAAAUUCAUUGAAAUCCUCGACGUCCACGAUGCCACCCCGCGCAUCUCCGACUCAGACGUGCGCCUCGAAGACGUCCUCGCCGACCACGAGGCCUUUGUCUCGCCGUCCGCCUCAUCAACCGUCAAUUCCAACUCCUCCAAGGUCAGCCUCGACAGGGAACGCGUGGACCGUGCUUCAACCUCCCCGUCCCCGUCCCCGACAAGUCCAACUUCGCCCGCGCAGCGGUGGAAGAGGCUGAGCAAUAUCCUCACUGCUACGAAACGGCUGCCGGUUUGA
Messenger RNA from Aspergillus puulaauensis, 294 nucleotides. RefSeq lists its product as uncharacterized. Bases 1 to 294 code for a protein of 97 amino acids. The transcript has a single exon. Lineage: Eukaryota; Fungi; Ascomycota; Eurotiomycetes; Eurotiales; Aspergillaceae. The record is from RefSeq and is a predicted model, not a curated record.